AAACUGCUUUUACGUGAAAGAAAUAAUUUAUUGGAAGCCCACCUUAUGGCGCACAGAUGAUCAAUCCGGUUCGGAUGAUCUCGAAGAAGAAACACUAAAUCGUAUGCUACUUUUCAGUCCGCUUCAGCAAAGAUCAUUCAUCAGCGGCGACACUCUCUCUUGCAAUCUCUCACUAUCCUCUUGAUUCGCCGAACACUGUUUCCUUGCUUGAUUUAACUCUGCGAAUUGUUCACGCUUUUCAUCUGAUCACCAUGUGGAAGCUUACUGCUUCUUCCGAAAAGGUUUGAGAAAUCUUGUUGAUAGCUCGCUCUUUCAUCUUUUUCCAUGCAUCACUGCUCUUGAAUUUUCAUUGAUCUGUGUUUGCUAACGGAUCCUUCAAGAACCUUGCUAGGGUUAGGGUUCGGGGAUUGGGGUUGACCCUGUAAUUCUGUUGCGGUGGUUGAAAUUUUUGGAUCGAUUCGAUUGAUGGGACUUUUGUAAUCUCCGUUGGAUUUAAGAAAUUGGGGGAAAAAUUAAAAAUUUAGGGUUUAAGGUUUAUCUUUGUUUAGUGAGCUCACGAUGCAAUCUAGACGGCGUCAAGAUCAUAUUACAGUAUCUCCAACAUCACGUGCUCAGCACCGCCUUGAACCGGGUUCUCACUCAUAUCGAAGACCUCGCCGUGAUGGGUUGGAUCGGGAGAUCGGGCGUGAGAGGAACUUGAGUCCUCAUAAGAUAAAUGAGCUGCGACGAGGUGCGGGUGCAAACAAAGGGGGUGAUGAUUUUGAGAGGAGGGAUCAUGACUGGCAUUUGGGAGAUCGUAGGAGCAGCCAGGCCAACUCCAGAUCGCCUCCUAUUGAACAAACGAGAAAAAGGCCACUUUUUGAUGAUGGGGUUAGGCGUAGAAGUUGUUCCCCGUCUCUGGGGAUGAGACCAAGAUAUGAAAUGGCCAAAACCACGGAAUACUAUGUUGAUGGUGAAAAUUUGGAUACAAAGCAUGUAUAUGGAUAUGACCAUGAUAACUCCACGGUUAAUAGAGAGAAGGAUUUAACUGAUAGCAGAUUAGGUGGUGGAACAGGCAUGCUGGACCCUAAGUUGAUGGUACAUGAAAGUGAAGCACGAGGACCUUAUGGGCCAAUUCCUGAUACAGGUCUAACAUCUCAAUAUAAAGAAACUGACGGGCACUUGCCUCUAUUGUCAAGGGGUGUAGAUAUGCAGAGACUUGAGUAUGAGCGACUGCAGCAUCGUGAUUCACUAUGUUCAGAUAAGAUGCCUGUUGCUGAAUCUUACAAACGUGUAGAAAAGCCUAUAUUACAUGCAACAGAAGUAUCACGCCCAUCAAUAUCACCUUCUUAUAUGAAGGAUUAUGUGAGUACUUCUCAGUUGAGGGAUCAUGGAAGCUCCUCUAUAGGAAUGCCAAGGAGUGAUAUAUUAUGUUCUCAUCAUGAUGGCAACCAUUUACCUGCAUAUUAUGAACUGCCAAGGAGCAGCGGAAAACUCCCUGAACCUGUAGGGUAUAGUGGAUAUGGACAAAGGCCCCUUAUGGAUAGUGCUAGAGAUGCAGAACCUGGGCAGAGGAAUGUUGGUCAGCAACGAUGUGCUUUUAGUUCCACUAGGACUGAACAAGGAGAGUAUCUUACUUCCAAAUUACGGGUAGGUGCACAGGGUGAUCGUGGGUAUAAGUAUGAUGAUUUCCAUAGAAGGGUAACUCACCAUGGACGCUUAGAUUAUGAGGAAGCUCAAAUGGAAUAUGAUAAUAGAGAGUUGCCACCCUUUAUUGUGAAUCCUGUUCUAGAUAGAAGUGGUCAAGGUGAAGAACAUUUUGGUAAUCACAGGAGAGGUUCUAUAAAUGACCAUCCUGCAUUACAAAAACAAAAGUACGUUGACUACCAUGAUAUAGCCAGAACAUCAAUUGCAUCAAAGCAAAGUGAGGAUUGUUUGAAUUCUGGUUAUAAUCAUUUUGAAAGUGACAAGAGAAUGCCACGAGAGUAUGAAGCUUCAUAUCUGGCUGUAUCUGAGGCUGAACGAUCAUCAAUAUUAAGAUUGGAAUAUGAGUCGCAAAGAAAUAGAGGUCCAGGUCUUCAGCAAGAAAGGUUAAAUAAUCCUUUGACUAAACAUGAUUCAGAAGCCCACAGACAUGCUGCUAGAGUGCAUGAUAUGAAACAGGGUCUUGGCAUUCAUGAUCAUUCAGACAGACAGUUGAAGAGAAAAUACAAUGCAGAUGAUGGUAUGUAUCUGAGUGAUUCGAGAACCAUAAAAUCAUAUGAUUGGGAUUCACUGGAAGAAUAUCAAGAUCCUUAUGAGGAUGAAGAUUGGAUAGACGAUGAAGAAAUGAAUGUAAUGCAUUCAUCUUAUAAUGUUCGACUUGACCAUAAGUUCUAUGGAAAGGACACAAGAGAAUACAAUGAAUUGGGCAUGGUAGAAGAUUUCCCUCCUGAUGACUGGUUACCAUCUCAGCAUUCUGUGGGACAUUUGCAGCGGCAUACAUUUCGAUUUCGUAAGUAUUCCAAUCAAAAUGUAAAGAGUCAUCCAAGAUUUAAUUCUUCAAGCUGGAAUAAGCCCCAGCAUUUCUCUAAAAGAAAUGCAUUUCAUAAACAACCUAAAGUUUGGAAAAAAUAUCAUGGUUAUGAUGAGAAUGUGCGUACAACUAAUGAUGAGUUAUCUGAGGAUUUGACAAGUGCAACAGAAUCUGAGCCAACAGAAGGCUCUGAGGAGUUUAAUCAAAAGGUACAAGAAGCUUUCCUAAUGUACUCCAAGAGGUUGAAUGUGAACUCAUCUGUUCAAAGGAGGUACAAAGAGCAAGGAAAAGCUGGUAGUUUGUUCUGCAUCGUAUGUGGUAGAAGUUCCUCAAAGGAGUUCUUGGACACACAACGCCUCGUAACUCAUGCCUUUAUGUCCCAUAAGGCUGGGUUGAGAAUAGAGCACUUGGGUCUUCAUAAAGCAAUUUGUGUUCUGUUGGGAUGGGAUACUGUUGUUCCUCAAGACACAGUGACCUGGGUUCCCCAGGUUUUGCCUAAUGCUGAAGCUCUGGCACAGAAGGAAGAUUUAAUUCUCUGGCCUCCUGUCGUUAUCAUCCAUAAUGUAUCAAUGUCUGAUGACAACCCGCAAAAAUGGAAGGUGGUAAGCAUGGAAACAGUUGAGGCUUUCGUUAGAGGUAAAGGUUUUGUAAGGGGAAGAAUCAAGGUAUGCUUAGGGAAGCCUGCGGACCAAAGUGUUAUUUUGGUGAAGUUCUUGGGUACUUUUGUUGGGCUGGGAGAUGCAGAGAGGCUUAAUAAAUAUCUUUCUGAUUGCAAACGUGGAAGACUGGAAUUUGAGAGAAUAAAAUCUAAAACUAGCAGAUGCAGUGUUCUUGAUGAAAAGGAAAUACAGGGUGACAAAAUGGAGGGCAUUCUGUAUGGUUAUAUAGGAAUUGCCGAGGACUUGGAUAAAUUAGAUUUUAAUUCUAAGAAACGAUGUAUCAUUAAGAGCAGAAAGGAGAUUGAGCAGCUAGACAAGGAUCCUGUCAAAGCCAAUGAGAGGCGGUAGUUCGAGGUUAGCUCAAAGCUCUUACUGGGAAUUUCAUUUCCCUGGAAGUAAGAAAGUGGAUGUGGUGUGCUAAUUUCAGAUUUAAUUUGCCCUGUGCUUCUUUCAGUUGUUCUGUGUAUGGAUCAGUAAAUUGGAAUUUCACGAAUCAAUAGUACUUUGUCUUUUAUGUGUUUAGUAAUUUCCUAUGUUCCAACAAAAUCAAGCAUCAAAAGCUUUCUUUACAAUCU
Messenger RNA from Neltuma alba, 3728 nucleotides. RefSeq lists its product as uncharacterized. The transcript has 3 exons. The record is from RefSeq and is a predicted model, not a curated record. Lineage: Eukaryota; Viridiplantae; Streptophyta; Magnoliopsida; Fabales; Fabaceae. Gene Ontology annotation, biological process: regulatory ncRNA-mediated gene silencing. The coding region runs from base 559 to 3501 and encodes 980 amino acids.